AUGGGGGAAGACCGCCUCCUCGCACUGUGUGGCGGCUGUGCCCCUCUCGCAGCCGAAAGUAAGCAUUUAGGUCUUCAGUUUGCGUCUGUGGGCCCCUGGAAGUUCCGCGUGGUCACCCUUGACUCCCAGGGGCCCCUGCGGCUGCUGGGCGACACACCGGAAUCUGCCACUGCGCUUGACGGGGCCCCCAUAGAGGCCCCCCCUCCAGAGGCCCCUCCAGCCUCCAAAGACGCCUCUAUUUCCUCUUCAAAGAAAGGCAUUUCGGCCUUUUUCGUCCAUGGCCUCUGCGGCCGCGCGGGCCAGUUUCAGCACCAGCUGCAUUACCUGGCGCAGCGCGGCGUGCGCUGCAUCGCCCCUGACCUCCCUGGCCACGGACUGAGCACGUUUUCCAAGGGGGCCCCAGGGGCCCCCGGGGCCCCGGGGGUCCCCGGGGCGCCCCGGGCCUGGGGGCCCCUGGGGCCCCCCCCUGCAGUGUGCCCGCUCGAGGACACCGAGGCCAUCAUCAAAGCCACCUUUGACUCCCUCGCGGGCACCCGCAGCAAAGAAGAAAAGCCCCAGGGGCCCCAGGGGCCCCCGGGGCCCCAGAAGCCCCAGGGGGCCCCUUGGGGGGCUGUGCUGGUUGGGCAUUCUUCCGGGUGCGAGCUGGUGCUUGAGCUGUACAGACAGCUGGUGGCGGAGGGCCGGGGGGGAGAAGUGAAGGGCAUUUGUUUGAUUGGAGGAGAUGCGCGAGAAGGAGUGAAGUUGGACUUGGGCUUUUGUUGGCUGCUGCUGCAGCUGCCGCGGCUGCUGCUGCAGCUGCUGCGGUGGCUGCUGAGCCUCCCCUCGCAGCGCCUCCUCUACGGCAGAGAAACUAGAAAAGAAAACCCCCAAUUAAUUCAACACGAGAAACUCAUCAAUGCAGAAAACCCCCUCAACUCCAUUCUGCCCAUUCUCAACUGGUUCAAAAGAGGGGAGCGCCGCAAGGAGUUCCUCAAGGCUGCAGCAGCUUACCGCGACAGUUCCUCCCGGCCCCCCGUGCUGCUGCUCUACGGCGAAGAGGACUCCGUGUGUGCUGCUUACCCUGCUGCUGCUGCUGUUUCCAGGGCUUUGGGUGCAGCACCAAUCAGCAGCACUCCGUUGCCUGGCCCCAGCUACCUGCGACUUCCGUACACGGCCUGCGCCGUUGAGACGCCCGGCGGCGCCAGCAGCAGCAGCACGGCCUGCAGCAGCAGCAGCAGCAGCAGCAGCUUGCAUGCAAGCCCCGAGCUGUGGGGCAAACAGGGCGCACUCACGGUGGCCGUCGUGGGCCGCGCCGGCCACAGCGUUAUGCUGGAGCAGCCAUUGGAGGUGAAUCGGAUUCUUUGGGACUUUGUGCGUCAACAGCUGAACGAAGACCCAAAUGCCAAAUAA
Messenger RNA from Eimeria tenella, 1389 nucleotides. RefSeq lists its product as uncharacterized. The transcript has 2 exons. The coding region runs from base 1 to 1389 and encodes 462 amino acids. Lineage: Eukaryota; Apicomplexa; Conoidasida; Eucoccidiorida; Eimeriidae. The record is from RefSeq and is a predicted model, not a curated record.